UAUGGUCCCGCUCUACUGGGAAGUUCAUCUUCUCUUUUGGACAGCUUGGAUCAGGGCAAAUUCGGCGAAGGUGAGCUAGGCAUCCUUCAAGCACAACAGGACGACCCUCAAAGUGUUAUAGACCUGCCUUUUACGAUCGACAAAGGAUUGCAGUCAGAAGAUGUUUUCAAGUUUGUUUCCAAACUAGCUUCAAAAGCCAACGUUUCCAUCAGUGAAGCCGCACAGAAGGAAGCUACCGAAAUCAUUCAGAACCUAUGGAGCAUUUAUUCACGUUUUGAAGGCGUUUGGUUCACAUUCCAACUAGCUUUUGAUGGAAAAGGUCAAGUGAGCGUUCGAUCACCCUUUUUAGAGUUUGAUGACUUUGGAGUGAAGCGUGUGCCUGAAUUGCAAGACUUGUAUGCUAAUCGAAAACGAGAUGAAAAUUCUGCCAAAGCAGAAGAUGGUGGACUGUUCUAUAUCAAAUUACCCCAAGGAGGCAAUGUUGGUUCGUUCGGAUAUGGAGCGGGAAAUGCAAUGGCAACGAUGGAUGGAUUGGCUUUGGCAGGUGGAAGGCCGGCUAACUUCUUAGACGGAGGCGGUGGUGCCAACAAGCAAAAUGCCAGAUUGGCCAUUGAGACAUUGCAUCGAGAUGACAAUGUGAAAGCAAUCUUUGUGAACACGUUUGGGGGAAUCACACAAACUGAUGUAGUAGCAGAAGGAGUCAUUGAAGCAGUAAAGGAGAACAAUAUCACCAAACCUAUCGUCGUUCGCAUUUUGGGCACAGGAGCUGAAAGAGCAAAACAACUACUUUCUGAAUCGGAUAUUGAUUUUACCAUCAAUGAUGAUUUCAAAGAGGCGGCAAGAUGUGCUGUAGAAAGGGCGAAUCAGUGA
Meira miltonrushii is the source of this 870-nucleotide messenger RNA. Its product is annotated as succinyl-CoA synthetase-like protein. The record is from RefSeq and is a predicted model, not a curated record. Gene Ontology annotation, molecular function: succinate-CoA ligase (ADP-forming) activity. NCBI's taxonomy places the organism in Eukaryota, Fungi, Basidiomycota, Exobasidiomycetes, Exobasidiales, Brachybasidiaceae. The transcript has a single exon. The annotation marks the transcript as partial. Gene Ontology annotation, cellular component: mitochondrion; succinate-CoA ligase complex. Gene Ontology annotation, biological process: succinyl-CoA metabolic process; tricarboxylic acid cycle.